Harmonia axyridis is the source of this 1380-nucleotide messenger RNA. RefSeq names its product cathepsin B. The transcript has 5 exons. Lineage: Eukaryota; Metazoa; Arthropoda; Insecta; Coleoptera; Coccinellidae. Gene Ontology annotation, cellular component: lysosome. The record is from RefSeq and is a predicted model, not a curated record. Bases 171 to 1193 code for a protein of 340 amino acids. Gene Ontology annotation, molecular function: cysteine-type endopeptidase activity. Gene Ontology annotation, biological process: regulation of catalytic activity.
AGGAUUGUAAACAAUUAAUUGCCAGUUGGUCUGUUUAUGAUAACAAUGUCAUAAACAAGUUUGCUCUUGAAGAUAUAAUUCUGAAUAAUCUGUAUUCAGAAAUAAGAGGUCAGUCGAUUAGUUGAAACGAAAGAUUACAGUAACUAUCCAGACAGAUAUUGGUUGUAAAAAUGAACCAACUGAUAUUUUCUACAAUAUUUUGUUGCAUAGCUUAUGCAUCAUGUAAAACUGUUAAUUAUCCAUCACAAGAAAAGGUCAAUAUAUUUUCUGAUGAUUUUAUAAAUGAAAUUAACAAUGCUCAAAGUACUUGGAAAGCUGGAAAAAAUUUCCAUGAGAAUGUACAAAUGUCUUAUAUUAAGAAAUUGAUGGGGGUGUUGCCAAGUCACAAGCAAUAUUUACCAGAAAAAAUUGAGUUCACUGAUGAACCAAUCGAUCUUCCUACUGAUUUUGAUGCAAGAACUAAUUGGCCUGAUUGCCCAACCAUACAGGAAAUCAGGGAUCAAGGCUCAUGUGGAUCAUGUUGGGCAUUUGGUGCAGUAGAAUCUAUGUCUGACAGAACCUGCAUUCACUCCAAAGGAAAAGUGCAUGUUCACCUUUCUGCUGAUGAUCUAGUUUCAUGCUGUUUCACAUGUGGAAUGGGAUGUAAUGGAGGAUUUCCUGGAGCAGCUUGGCAUUAUUGGGUUAGAAAGGGAAUAGUAUCUGGGGGAACUUUCGGUUCUAACCAGGGUUGUAGACCUUAUGAAAUAGCACCUUGUGAACACCAUGUAAAUGGUACCCGACCACCUUGUAAUGGUGAUGGUAAAACACCUAAAUGCGUAAAGAAAUGUGAAAAAGGCUAUCCAUUUGUUUACAACAAAGAUAAGCACUUUGGAAAGACAGCAUACUCUCUAAGUAGCAACUCAGAUGAUAUUCGUAAAGAAAUUUAUACAAAUGGACCUGUAGAGGGAGCUUUCACAGUAUAUGAAGAUUUGUUGAUGUACAAAAGUGGUGUCUAUCAACACGUCAAGGGAUCAGUUUUGGGUGGCCAUGCAAUUAGAAUUCUCGGAUGGGGUGUUGAAAAAGGAACUCCUUACUGGUUGAUUGCAAACUCAUGGAACUCAGAUUGGGGUGAUAAUGGUACCUUCAAAAUUCUCCGAGGCUCCAAUGAAUGUGGUAUUGAAGAUAGCAUUGUGGCAGGAUUACCAAAUGUUUAAAUUGAUAUUACUCUUUAUUUCCUAUCUUACUCUUUAUUAUCUAUAUGAACAGAAAUUUUUUACAUUAAUUUUGGAGAUUUUUAUAUUUUAUUAGAAUUAUUAUUGAGUUUAUAUUAGUGGAGAAUUGUGAUCUGUAAAUUGUGAUGUUUAGAUUUGAUGAAUUUGAAAUAAAUUCUGAAAUAUUUUA